Molecule: messenger RNA, 7243 nt
Organism: Pteronotus mesoamericanus
Lineage: Eukaryota; Metazoa; Chordata; Mammalia; Chiroptera; Mormoopidae
Gene: KIF13B
Product: kinesin family member 13B
Exons: 40
Coding region: 82-5916 (1944 amino acids)
Biological process (GO): microtubule-based movement
Molecular function (GO): ATP binding; microtubule motor activity; microtubule binding
Source: RefSeq, a predicted model, not a curated record
CGCCCGGUCAGCCCCGAGGAGUUGCCCGGUGGCCGCGGCAGACGGAAGCCGAGCGAGAGUCUCGGCAGAGGUGGCGGCAGGAUGGGAGACUCCAAAGUGAAAGUGGCCGUCCGGAUCCGUCCCAUGAACCGAAGAGAAAUUGACUUGCAUACCAAGUGUGUGGUGGAUGUAGAUGCAAACAAGGUUAUCCUUCAUCCUGUAAAUACUAAUCUUUCCAAAGGAGAUGCCCGAAGCCAGCCAAAGGUGUUUGCAUAUGAUCAUUGCUUCUGGUCUAUGGAUGAAUCUGUCAAAGAAAAGUAUGCAGGUCAAGAUGAUGUUUUUAAGUGCCUUGGGGAGAAUAUUCUUCAAAAUGCUUUUGAUGGCUAUAAUGCAUGUAUCUUUGCCUACGGACAGACUGGAUCUGGAAAAUCUUACACCAUGAUGGGUACAGCUGACCAACCUGGAUUAAUCCCAAGACUUUGUAGUGGACUCUUUGAACGAACUCAGAAAGAGGAAAAUGAAGAGCAGAGUUUUAAAGUAGAAGUGUCCUAUAUGGAAAUUUAUAAUGAAAAAGUCAGAGACCUUCUUGAUCCCAAAGGAAGCCGUCAAACGUUAAAAGUCAGAGAGCAUAGUGUGUUGGGACCCUAUGUCGAUGGACUUUCUAAACUGGCUGUCACAAGCUAUAAGGAUAUUGAGUCUUUGAUGUCUGAGGGUAACAAAUCUCGUACGGUUGCUGCAACCAACAUGAAUGAGGAGAGUAGCCGAUCCCAUGCGGUCUUCAAAAUCACCCUCACACAUACUUUGUAUGAUGUGAAGUCUGGGACAUCUGGAGAGAAAGUCGGCAAACUGAGCUUGGUCGAUUUGGCUGGCAGCGAGCGGGCCACAAAAACCGGAGCCGCCGGUGACAGGCUGAAGGAGGGGAGCAACAUCAACAAGUCUCUCACAACCCUCGGUCUGGUUAUCUCAGCCUUAGCAGAUCAGAGUGCUGGCAAAAACAAGAAUAAAUUUGUUCCAUAUCGUGACUCAGUUCUCACGUGGCUGCUCAAAGACAGUCUUGGGGGUAACAGCAAGACAGCCAUGGUAGCUACUGUGAGUCCAGCAGCUGAUAACUAUGACGAAACCCUUUCAACUCUGCGGUAUGCAGAUCGCGCCAAGAACAUCGUGAACCACGCCGUGGUGAAUGAGGACCCUAACGCACGAAUUAUCCGGGAUCUACGGGAAGAAGUAGAGAAACUCCGGGAGCAGCUAACCAAAGCAGAGGCAAUGAAAUCUCCAGAACUAAAAGAACGGCUGGAAGAAUCAGAGAAGCUAAUCCAGGAAAUGACUGUGACCUGGGAGGAGAAAUUAAGGACGACUGAGGAGAUUGCUCAGGAACGGCAGAAACAACUUGAAAGUCUUGGAAUAUCACUUCAAUCUUCUGGAAUUAAAGUUGGGGAUGAUAAAUGUUUCCUUGUUAAUCUGAAUGCUGAUCCUGCUUUGAAUGAACUUCUGGUUUACUAUUUAAAGGAGCAUACAUUGAUAGGUUCAGCAAAUUCUCAAGAUAUCCAGCUGUGUGGAAUGGGAAUUCUCCCUGAACACUGUAUUAUAGACAUCAUGCCAGAAGGCCAGGUUAUACUGACUCCUCAGAAGAACACCAGAACAUUUGUAAAUGGCUCGUCUGUAUCCAGUCCUGUACAGCUACACCACGGGGACAGGAUAUUAUGGGGAAACAAUCACUUCUUCAGAUUGAAUUUGCCUAAAAAGAAGAAGAAAGCAGAUCAAGAGAAUGAGGACCAGGAUACCUCCCUGAAGAAUGAUACCAGUUCUGAGCAGCUGGAUGUGGACGGAGAUUCCUCUAGCGAGGUGUCCAGUGAAAUCAACUUCAACUAUGAAUAUGCCCAGAUGGAGGUUACCAUGAAAGCUCUGGCUAAUAAUGAUCCAAUGCAGUCAAUAUUGAACAGCCUCGAACAACAGCACGAAGAGGAAAAGCGAUCUGCAUUAGAGCGCCAGAGGCUUAUGUAUGAGCAUGAAUUGGAGCAACUACGAAGAAGGCUGUCUCCUGAGAAACAAAACUGCCGUAGUGCGGACAGGUUUUCUUUCCACUCACCCAGUGCUCAGCAGCGCUUGAGACAGUGGGCUGAAGAGAGAGAAGCGACAAUGAAUAACAGCCUGAUGAGGCUGCGGGAACAAAUUGUUAAGGCCAAUCUGUUGGUGAGAGAAGCUAAUUACAUUGCAGAAGAACUGGAUAAGAGAACAGAGUAUAAAGUAACCCUACAGAUUCUAGCCUCCAGCCUCGAUGCCAACAGCAAGCGAGGCUCUCUUCUUAGUGAACCUGCAAUCCAGGUGAGAAGAAAAGGAAAAGGAAAGCAGAUUUGGUCUUUGGAAAAAUUGAACAACAGGUUGUUGGACAUGAGAGAUCUUUAUCAGGAGUGGAAGGAGUGUGAAGAAGAUACCCCAGUAAUACGGUCUUACUUCAAGCGUGCUGAUCCAUUCUACGAUGAGCAGGAAAAUUACAGUCUCAUUGGGGUGGCUAAUGUCUUCCUCGAAUCCCUCUUCUAUGAUGUGAAGUUACAAUAUGCUGUUCCUAUUGUCAACCAGAAAGGAGAGGUGGCAGGUCGGCUGCAUGUGGAGGUGAUGCGGAUCAGCGGUGACAUUGGGGAAAGGAUUGCCGGUGGGGAUGAGGCCUCAGACACCUCCUUUGAUAAGGAAGCCCCUGAGAACAAACUUACGUGCAUGGUUAAAAUACUCCAAGCCACUGGGCUGCCACAGCAUCUGUCGCACUCUGUAUUCUGCAAAUACAACUUCUGGGACCAGCAGGAGCCAGUCUUUGUUAAACCCGAAGUGGAUACCUCAUCCUCUCCUGUUAGCAAGGAACCUCAGUGCAUGGUUGUCUUUGAUCAUUGUCAUGAGUUUUCUGUUAACAUCACUGAAGACUUUGUUGAACACCUUUCAGAAGGGGCAUUGGCAAUUGAAAUAUAUGGCCAUAAAGUGACAGAUCCUCGGAAAAACCCAGCCCUGUGGGAUCUGGGGAUUAUCCAAGCGAAAACACGUAGUCUUCGGGACAGAUGGAGUGAAGUCACCAGGAAAAUGGAAUUCUGGGUUCAAAUUUUGGAGCAGAAUGAGAAUGGUGAAUACUGCCCUGUAGAAGUAAUUUCUGCAAAGGAUGUGCCUACAGGAGGAAUCUUCCAGCUCCGGCAGGGGCAGUCCCGGCGAGUCCAAGUGGAAGUGAAGACUGUGCAGGAGUCUGGGACGUUACCUCUGAUGGAAGAAUGUAUAUUGUCUGUUGGAAUUGGAUGUGUAAAAGUUAGAGCCCUCAGAUCCCCCAAGACACAGGAGAUCUUCCAUGAGGAAGAGGAGGACAUGGACAGCUACCAGGAUCGGGAUUUAGAGAGACUACGAAGAAAAUGGCUAAAUGCGUUAACAAAACGUCAGGAAUACUUAGAUCAACAACUACAAAAGCUUGUCAGUAAACAUGAUAAAACAGAGGAUGAUGCUGACCGCGAAGCUCAACUGCUAGAGAUGAGGUUGACUCUCACCGAAGAAAGGAACGCAGUCAUGGUCCCCUCCGCUGGCAGUGGCAUUCCAGGGGCCCCAGCAGAAUGGACCCCGGUUCCUGGGAUGGAAACUCAUAUUCCUGUUAUAUUCCUUGACUUAAAUGCUGAUGAUUUCAGCUCUCAGGAUAAUCUUGAUGACCCAGAAGCUGGCGGAUGGGAUGCUACCCUCACAGGGGAGGAAGAGGACGAGUUCUUUGAAUUACAGAUUGUAAAGCAGCACGAUGGAGAGGUGAAAGCAGAAGCUUCUUGGGACUCGGCAGUGCACAAUUGUCCUCAGCUGAGUAAAGGCACACCUACGGAUGAGCGAGUGUUUCUGAUUGUGCGGGUGACGGUCCAGCUCAGCCAUCCAGCCGACAUGCAGCUGGUAUUACGCAAACGAAUCUGCGUCAAUGUUCAAGCCCGUCCGGGUUUUGCUCAGAGUCUUCUGAAAAAGAUGUCUCAUCGAAGUUCCAUUCCAGGCUGUGGAGUGACUUUUGAAAUUGUCUCCAAUAUUCCAGAGGAUGCCCAGGGAGUAGAGGAACGAGAAACAUUAGCAAGAAUGGCAGCUAAUGUUGAAAACACGGCGUCUGCUGACUCAGAGGCAUAUAUCGAAAAAUAUCUCAGAAGCGUGCUGGCUGUGGAGAACCUCCUCACGUUAGACCGCCUGCGCCAGGAAGUUGCAGUGAAGGAGCAGUUGACAGGAAGAGGGAAGCUGAGUAGGAGGAGCAUUAGCUCUCCCAACGUGAACAGACUGUCCGGCAGCCGGCAAGACCUCAUUCCGUCCUGCAGUCUAGGCAGCAACAAGGGCCGGUGGGAAAGUCAACAGGAUGUAUCACAAAUCCCAGUUUCCAGAGGAGCAGCUCCCGCUGCCCCAGCCCUUCCUCGUGGUCCCCAAAAUAACCAUUCUCCUGAUCCAGGACUUAGUAGCCUAGCGGCCUCCUACUUGAACCCAGUAAAAUCCUUCGUGCCGCAGAUGCCAAAGCUGCUGAAGUCUCUCUUCCCCGUUCGCGAUGAGAAAAGGGGCAAACAGCCGCCUCCCCGCGCACAUCAGCCGGUGCCCCGAAUCCUGGUGCAGCCCGCCCUCCCGGACGCCAGGACAGCCAGGACGGCAGAGGCUCCCCGGGAUAGCAUGGGGGUGAGUGUGGCCCCAGACGUGACCGUGCAGGCUGCUCCAGUGCUGAAGACCAAGGAGAGACCAACUCAAGUGGCUUCGCCGCCGCAGUGCUCGGCCGCCAACACCCAGGCCCCCGAAGUGCAGGACGGGCCGCCCAGCCCCCUGAGCGAGGCCUCCAGCGGGUACUUCUCACACAGUGUCUCCACCGCCACGCUGUCUGAUGCCUUCGCCCCGGGCCCCGAUGCCGUGGCCCAGGCGGGCGGGCAGACGCCCGGCCCGCCCCCGUCUGUCCCCUGCCAGGCCAGCCCGGACACCGAGCCCCUGUUUCCAUCUGCUGCCCCUGGUGCAGACAGCACCCGCCCUGCCCAGCCAGAGGGUCAGAGCAGCCUUCUGUCACUGCCCAGCCCAGCAAAGCAGACUCCACGGGGUGACGGUGACGGCGACAGUGCCAGUGCGGCCCAGGCCAAGGGCGCGGUUCCCUUAGAGAAGCAGGAUGAAGAAGCAGGCCCUUCACCUACUCGUCUUCCUGCUUCUGCCCCUCAGGAGUCACCCAGCCCCCAGAGCAGAGAUGACAGUCCCCCGGCUACCAGGCCGCUGGGAAGACCCAAGGACCGGGCAGAGCCCGCCCUCGGCUUAGAGCCAGAUGUCUCCAAACCGCAGCUGCCUCCUGACCUCCUGUCUCAGUCGCCUGCUCCGACAUCCCCGUUCCGAAUCCGGAAGGUGCGAACCUCGGAGCUGAAGUCAUUCACGUGUAUGCUCGGUGGGGACCCCAGCUGCCCCUCUGGCACCCAGGAGGACCUGCUGGCCUCAGGACGGCCUGGUGACAACAGCUCUGGAGGACAGAACCUGGAGAAGCUGGAAGUUUCCUCCGAUUCUGAGGAAGCCAGUGAAGUCCCAGAGUGGCUCAGAGAAGGAGAAUAUGUUACCGUGGGCACCAACAAAGUGGGCAUCGUCAGAUACGUCGGGCCCACCGACUUCCAGGAAGGGACCUGGGUUGGCGUGGAGCUGGACUUACCUUCAGGUAAGAACGAUGGCUCCAUCGGAGGGAAGCAGUACUUCAAGUGCAACCCCGGCUACGGGCUGCUGGUGAGGCCGGGCCGGGUGCGCAGGGCGGCGGGCGCAGGCCGGCGGCGUAGUGCGGGGCUCCGGCUGCAGGGUGCCCCUGAGCCCCGCAGGAGCAGCACCCUCUCCGGCUCCGCCACCAACCUGGCCUCCCUGACCGCGGCUCUGGCCAAGGCCGAGGGCACCGUGGCGCCGCGGGUGGACAGGAGCCACAAGAACCCCGAGGGCCGGAAAUCCUGGGCCAGCUGAGCCAGCACCUUCCCCGGUGGACGCUCACAGCAGGGUGGCAGGCAGCCCUGGGCUGGAGUUGGAGCGGGGCGGCCCUGUCCCCUCCAGCCCCCUUCCUGGAGGAAGCAGGCAGUGAAGGCUUUUUGCACGACGCAGGGCUGGUGACCUCCCCACUUCUCCCAGGACUCUGGAAGCUUCGUUUCUUCCUCUACCCAGAGAACAAGGAGGAGGCCUCUCCUUGGGGUAGUGGGUUGAAGGUUCUAGGAACCCAGAGUGUGGUCCUGACUUGUGGGGAAGGAGGCCCUGGGGGCUCACCCCCCCAUCCCCUGGUCAAGGGGCUCUUCCCUCUUGGGGCCGCUGUGGCUCCUUCUCUGUUCUGGCAACCCCAUUAACCUCUUAAUUUAAGAAAUAACCCUAACCAGUGCUUCUCUUCCCACAGAGGGAGGGUCCUCCGCCCGCCUCCGGGGCUGGCCGGCUCCCUGGGCUCCCUGCACUCUCCUCGGCCUAAAUCCCCACACCAGGCACCACGGCCGGUGCCUCUGGGUGGCCUCUGGGGGCUCCUGGCCCAAGGCCCUGUGUGGCCUGAAGAGGGCCGCGGGGUCCGCCCGCCCACCGGUCCCUUGUCCUUCCCACAGCGGUUCUGAGGGUUUUCUCUGUGGUGUUUUAGCAUCUUUAUACCCAGAAAGUUUUUCUCCUUGCCAUUUAUUCCCCUAACAGAGUGUUUGGAAUGUAUUUAUUUGUAUUUAUUUUUCAAAAUCUGAAAUGAUUCGCGAGUCACAAUCGUCUGCACAGGUGCAUGAGCCCAGAGCCAGCCUCCUGCCUCGGGCAGAGGAGCCAGAGGAUGACCCCCUCCUAUGUUCCUUUAAUAAAGACACGCAAGUGGCCUUCCCCUAAGAUGACAGCGAGAAGUUGAAGAAUUAUGUUGUGCUUUCAGUCAGUGACAAAAUCAGUCAGAGGUGUAAGGCCUUACCUGGUGCAAUUCUGGUGUCUGGGUGUAACUUGUUGGCGCCUUGCUACCCGGACUCCCUCGGGAGGGAGCGCUGCUCCAUCAUCCCCGUGGCGCCGAGCCGAGCCGCACACCAGGUCCUGACGCAUGGCCUCGCCCCCUCCUCCCAGGAGCCUUGCUGGGCUCCCCUGCAGGGCAUCUGUGGAAGCCUGAAGAGGGCAGGUGCCUGGCAGACUGAGGAGGGGUGGACUCCGAAGGGCAGCCGCGCUCCUGGUCCUUCCUGAGGCAGGACCCCGGGGACACCAGCGCCUCUGCCUGCCACCCAGGCCAGGGCUGGGGCUUGCACACAGCACUCCUGGCUGCCCGUCUUUACAUCUCACGUUCAGACUCUUUAAAAACAAC